Molecule: messenger RNA, 1070 nt
Organism: Triticum urartu
Lineage: Eukaryota; Viridiplantae; Streptophyta; Magnoliopsida; Poales; Poaceae
Source: RefSeq, a predicted model, not a curated record
AUUUUGCCGCUUGGACUUUCCACCCCUCGCCCCGAUUCCCUUCCCUUUCUUCCUCCCCGAACCGCUUUAGCUCGCCAGCAAAGUGGACGGGCCUUGGAUUGGAUCCCUUGGAUUUGAGUUGGCGCGGAAACACAUGCGAUCACUGUGCAUGCCCAAACGAACGCAUCAUCGAUCAUGAGUAGCCACUAGCCACUAGCCAGUGUGAGAGUAUUAGUGCAAGAGGACAGACAAUCUAUGCUACGCAAACCCCCCAUGCCUCCUCCCUCCUACAUACAUAUAUAUACCCCGGCUCGCCCCCUCCAACCUCCCCUCAGCCAAUGAUCGGUCCAUUUGCAGCUUGCUAGCUAGCUCCAACCAGACCAGACAGCGCCACCCCUCCCUCUCGCAUCGCACACUCGCAUACCCACCUAGCUAGCUCGCUCUACCCACUACAAGUGAGCUAAGCCAGUCCUAGCUCUGCAACAAGAAGCACUUGCGAGCCAGCUACUCGUCGUAAGCAAGUCCAUCUCGCCGAUGAGAAGGCAGGGGCGCAAUGAGGCUUCCCCGUCGAUCAUCCACACGUCGUCCAUAGCCCUCCUCCAGGAGCGGUUCAGGAACCUGCAGAGGGUCAAGGAGAUGCGGGAGGGCAGGGAGCUGCAGCGGGUGCACCACUCCGCCGACGCCACCGACCGCGCCGGCUCCCCGUUGCCGCCGGCGCCUCUCGACCUUGGCCUGCAGCCCACGGCGGCCGGCGGCGACGAGCGGCCGAGGUGGUUCUUGCACCCGGACCUGGUGCGGCCGUCCAGGCCCCUGCACGGCGCGUCCGCCUACAGCGGCUUCGGCGGCGACAACGGCGGCGUUCAGGCGUCGCAGCCCGCGGCGGCGGCGGCGGGCUCGUGGGGGGAGGUGCCGAGAAUGCAGAAUUCGGGCUAUAGGGGUGAUGUAGACGUGGACACCUCGCUUCAUCUGUAAUAUCGUCGUCUACGUACGUACGCCGUCCCAGCUGCGGGCUGCGGCUAGCUGUUCUUUGGUUAUUUUGUACGUACGGCUUGUAAGCUCCGGACUUAUUUGCAGUACCACUAGUUAUUACC